Molecule: messenger RNA, 2118 nt
Organism: Oncorhynchus kisutch (coho salmon)
Lineage: Eukaryota; Metazoa; Chordata; Actinopteri; Salmoniformes; Salmonidae
Gene: tusc2b
Product: tumor suppressor 2, mitochondrial calcium regulator b
Exons: 4
Coding region: 444-785 (113 amino acids)
Biological process (GO): regulation of mitochondrial membrane potential; inflammatory response
Cellular component (GO): mitochondrion
Source: RefSeq, a predicted model, not a curated record
UAUGAUGGAAGUGAGGGAGAGGCUAAAAACGGUGACGAGCAGUUUCAGAGAGCUAGCGUCAGCUACCUGUGCUUCGAAGACAUUCGGCGUCUAAGGAAGUUAUAAAAUACGACUAAUUGACAUCAAGCUGAAAUUACUCGGUAUGUCGACAGUGAAUGUGCUUGCAAGCAUGUAACCUAAAUCAAAGGGAGACGUUUAACGUUAGCUAGCUGGUUAAUGUUACCUUGACAGCACGUAUGGCGUUUUGUAGCUAGCUAACGUUAGCCAUCUGAUAUUCUAAAAGGCCCUCAGCUACCAUAUCACAGACACGAUGCUACCUACUGUCUUCUACUUUAUAAAUAACAUCCCUGUCUCAAGACCUGUCAACACCUACAUCGAGCAUCAACUCGCUACAUCUCUCCUGGGUGCAGUCCGGCCAAGAAAAUAAUGUCCUACAGUUGAAGAUGGGCGGGAGUGGCUCCAAAACCAAAGGUUAUUGGCCUUUUGCAGGUUCAGGCAGUGGUGAUGGUGAUCCAACCAAAGAGGGAGUCGACGAACAGUCGCUGGCAAGACUCCGAAGUUUCCGAAAUGGGACGCCCUUCGUGUUUACCAGAUGGAGCUCCCUGUACUUUGAUGAGGAUGGAGACCUGGCCCACGAGUUCUACGAGGAGACAGUUGUGAUGAAGAAUGGCCGUAAGAGGGCCAAACUGAAGAAGAUCCAGAAAAACCUCAUACCUCAGGGAACCGUAAAGCUGGAUCACCCCUGCAUCCAUGUGGAUUUCCCGGUCGUUCUCUGUGAGGUUUGAGGAAGCCUGGUUCCAUGUUCUGAGACCAGACUCAGACUAGCCACUGUCAACUCGGUCCCUUUGUUUCUCCCUCCACCUAUACUUUACCCUGAAGCCCUCCACCUACCCUCCUCUAAUUCGCCAUGGUCUCCCCGUGAUGAUGUUUUGCCGGGGUGCCCUGACCUGUGAGGACAGAUGUGCUGUUGCUCAACGCGUGUUGAGACUGCAUGACAUGCGGCUCUGUAAGGUGUGGCCCUUGUGCAGUCGUGCUACACACAGUAGUGAGUGGUCACUCACGGAGUCCCAUCAGUGAUGUCAGAGAAGAUGGAUGAUGAUGAAGACAUCAUUCUGCUCGCGUUACCCUCAUCCUAUUCAAUAUAUACAAUGCAGGUCCUGUGUGUGUGUGUGUGUGUGUGUAUUAGUGGAUAUGAAAUGUGACAAUGUGUCUCCUUGUCUGCCUGUCUCGCAUUAGUGUGCUCUGGUAGGAUGAUCCACUGUACUUUGUAAGGAGAAUGUAAGAGGCCAAUUGACCCAUGGGCUGUUAAGUAGAGUAGUGUCUUUGAGAAUAGGCAGAGGUCCGAUAUCUUUAAACCCCUGGUCUAGAGGGAAUUUGCCAUCUGUACGGAGCAGCGAGGGGAACAGGUUUUAAGGGGUGAGAUUUUCCUUUACCUGUUCAGUCUUCAGAGCAUCUGAAGUAGAGUUGCAAAAUUUCAGCAACUUUCAAUAGAUUUCCUGGUUUUCCAGAAAUCCCUGUUGGAAGAUUCCCAGAAUGGGCAGGAAAUCCAUAAUCCCCCCCAACCAGGACUUCUUGAAAACCAGGGAAUUUAUUGAAAGUUCCUGGAAUUUUUUAACUACUUUGGAUUGGGUAAUAUCAGGCUUAACCCAUUAGGGCAAAAUCCUGAGGUCCGGUAUAGGAACGUUUUAAUGGACAUUUUACGUCUAGUCCUCGGGGGGGGCAAGUGGGGUGUUGCAUUUUUUGCCCCAUCGUUAGCAAACACUGCUGAUUUAAACAUUCUAAACUGAAGAUCAUAAUUAGUUGAUUAUUGGAGUCUGGUGUGUUAGCUGGGAAUAAGGUGUGACAUGAUCGGAGCUUAUUUUAUUGUGAUGUUUAAUUGACUGACUGUGGAGGUCAAUCCUAAUCAUGAAUCGUCUGAGUCGGUGCUGAUCUAGGAUCAGUGUUAACCCUUUGAGAUUAUAGUCAAGCCUACGCCGAGCCGCUUUUUAAAUAUGGGUCCAAGCAUUGACUUGAGACUCUGGGGAAAGUCCUGUUCCUUCGCUGCAUUGGGCGAUACAUUUAAUUGUUAAUUUAUUAUCUGUUAUACAAUGGCUUUGUUUUAAAAAAAAAAAAACGCAA